Messenger RNA from Megalopta genalis, 3516 nucleotides. It is a transcript of the gene Esp, whose product is annotated as Epidermal stripes and patches. The record is from RefSeq and is a predicted model, not a curated record. Gene Ontology annotation, cellular component: membrane. NCBI's taxonomy places the organism in Eukaryota, Metazoa, Arthropoda, Insecta, Hymenoptera, Halictidae. Gene Ontology annotation, biological process: transmembrane transport.
GCAAUAGAAAGAACGCGCGCUGUCGGGUACAGUUGUUCUCUUGCUGGUUGCUCGUUGCAACUGUGGCGAGCGCGCGAGACCGUGUCUCAUCGGCAGAAAAUAGUCGCAAUUAAAGUCGCGGAUAUCGGGACGAAUCGGCGGGCAUCCUUCGUAUCCCUCCUCUUCCUUUUUUUCUUUGACAAAAAAAUUCCGAUCUUUCCCUAUACGAAAAUUCGCCGAUCGCUGAAUCUGCAGAUCCGCGAAUCAAUUAUUGCUCCGCCGACGAAUCGAACGGAAAUCGAUUGGCGCGAGUCGCAUCGAUCGUUCGUUCUCCAAAAUGGACGCCUUCGGUCUUUCGGUCCGACUUGAUUCGGAAAGAUCGUCCGAGCAGAACAAUCUGCGAAGUGUUCGACGUUAGACGAAUGAGAAUAGGAAAAAAAGAAAAUCUGCGAUAUCGUCGGGCGAACCGUCGAGAGGAGAAGACGAUGGGUGGCCCGCAGGCGUUUGUGCGCAGAAGAAUUUCCACCUGACGGCCUGUUCCAUAUCGCGUAUCGGCAGGUUUUCCAUAAUCGUUGUAGGUGCAUAUAUUUAUGAUUUCAAGGUAACGAUAGCAGUUGCACUAUCGUUGCCCGCGAUUAGCAUACGGCAUAAUUUACUGGUCACGAUAAAACGGCCGUGGAGGAGGCGCGCGCCCGCCAAGAAUCGGUCGGCUGUGUCGCCGCGGAUUUACAUGAAAAACAAUGUUAAUACGAAUUAAUUCAUGGGGGACUGCGGUCCGGGUGGAACCGGUGCCAAGCGAGAGGAACCGCGUGACCGAUCAAGGAGGUUGAUUCAGAAGCACAAACCUACUGCAACAAAAUAGACAUAAUAACGAUGCCAUAAUAAUGAUGCUGAACGAGCCGGGGAUUCCAACAUCGAGAUCAACGAGCUUGCAUCACGAGAUAAUAAUAACAAUAAAUCGUCGGAUGAUCGGGAACGUUGCGCAGAAUCGCGCCCGUUCGGGCAGGUUCGCGAAAUAUAAGAGUCCACAGUCUUUCUGGCAGACGACAAUGGCAGAUGAAGAAUUGUGCGUCGAUAAGAACGGCGAACAAUGGAACGGCUGGGGUUCCCGAGACGAACCAGCUUGGGAUUACGGGAUUGACGCACCGGAUCGUAAAAACUCGUGACUCGGACUUUCCUCGAUCCUCCGGAUCAACUUUUCCUGAUUGCUUUUCCCUUCUGACGAAGGAUGAGCAAAGCGAACGGCACGGGAGCUGUAAAUGAACACAAUGGGCACGAGGUAUACACAAAUCAUGGUUUCAACGGAUUCGGAGACAGUUUGAAUCACAGCAACUCGAGCAAUUCCCAAAUUCUCUCCUACGAGAGUCACCAAGGCAUACAAGGUUCCUCGGAUUUUAUAUUGGUGGAAGAUCCGGGGGAUUACGCGAUCGAAAAGAAGCACAGCCUCCUAAGUUCGGUGGCGCAAUCCACCAGGCGACGUUUGAGGUCCGCCUGCACGAAGAAAACCAUUUACAAAAGGCUGCCGAUUUUAAAUUGGUUACCGAGGUACAGCAGUCAAGAUUUUGUCGGUGAUCUUGUCGCUGGCAUCACCGUCGGACUCACUGUGAUCCCACAAUCGUUAGCUUAUGCUAACGUGGCGAACGUACCCCCGCAGCAUGGAUUGUACGGUAGCUUUUUAGGCUGUUUUAUUUAUAUUAUUUUUGGAUCCUGUAAAGACACACCCUUUGGACCAACUGCAAUCAUAUCCUUGCUUACUUACCAGACCGUCUCUCAUCUCGAUGCACCGUUACAACAUGCAAUAUUGGCGUGUUUCUUAGCUGGAGUGAUAGAAUUAAUAAUGGGCAUAUUUGGCCUUGGAUUUUUAAUUGAUUUUGUAUCUGGACCAGUCAGCUCAGGUUUUACAUCUGCGGUAGCUCUGAUAAUCGUCACGUCGCAAAUGAAAGACAUCCUCGGCAUUCCCGCCAAGGGAUCGCAGUUCGUGGAAAUGUGGAAAAGUAUGGCUGGACAGCUGCAUAAAACGUCAGCUUGGGAUGCUGCGCUUGGAGCAAGUUGCAUAGCACUUCUGCUACUUCUUAGACUGUUAGUGGCGUACAAAAUCGGACCCAAGGAGGAGGAACAACAAACUCCGAAAUAUCGCAUUAUAAACAAAAUCAUUUGGUUAAUCGGCACAUCGCGGAACGCGUUUCUGGUGAUAAUUUGUGGCGUUUUGGGAUACAGUUUUAGCGAUCGAUCUCCCUUCAGAUUGAUUGGAUACAUACCGGGGGGUAUGCCAAACAUACAAUUACCACCAUUCUCGUAUAUUAAAAGCGAUAAUACAACGGUGACUUUCGUCGACAUGGUUUCAAAUUUGGGAAGUGGUAUCCUGGUUUUACCGCUCAUUUCAUUAAUGGAGGACAUUGCUAUUUGUAAAGCAUUUUCAACUGGAAAAUCAGUUGAUGCAACACAAGAGCUGAUAGCCAUUGGAAUAGCAAAUAUUGGUAAUUCGUUCGUUCAAGCUUUUCCUGGGUCAGGAUCUCUUAGCAGAAGUGCUGUGAACAAUGCUUCCGGAGUUAGAACUCCAAUGGGUGGUCUGUACACAGGUACUCUAGUGAUAUUGGCUCUCCUAUUUCUCACACCAUACUUCAGCUACAUACCGAAAGCCACGUUAGCUGCCAUUAUCAUAGCUGCUGUAAUAUUUAUGGUGGAAGUUAAAGUUGUAAAGCCAAUGUGGAGGACAAAAAAGUCGGAUUUAAUCCCGGGGGUAGCAACUUUCGUUGCGUGCUUAUUAUUGCAAUUGGAAAUUGGGAUUCUAUGCGGUAUCGGAAUAAAUAUUAUGUUCAUUCUAUACCAUGCAGCUCGUCCAAAAAUAUCAGUGGAGAAGCUUACAACCCGACAUGGCAUUCAGUAUCUCAUGUUAACACCCGACCGGUGCUUAAUUUUCCCGUCGGUAGACUACGUACGGAAUUUAGUAACAAAAUAUAGUCAACGUAGUGGAAACGUUUCUACGGCAGUUGUAAUCGACUGCACGCAUAUUUAUGGAGCAGAUUUUACUGCAGCCACAGUAAUUGAAACAUUGACAAGAGAUUUUGCAUUAAGAGGUCAACCCCUCAUUUUUUACAAUUUGAAGCCUUCUGUAUACGCGGUAUUCGAGGGUGUUGCGUCGACUGACCUUGUUGUGUAUUAUAAUCAGGCGGCACUGGAUGGUCUCUUGAGGGAUAGAGGAUGCUUGAAGCAAGCUAAAUAGAAUACACUUUUUAUACAAGUUGAUAUGCUUGCUAUGAACUGAAUUUACCACAGUAUCGUGUGUUGGUUGUAAACCAUCACUUUAUUGAAAGUUGUUAAACAACGUCUUUCUUAAUUACCUUUGAUUCUAGAGGUAUCUAAAGACAGACUUCUAGAUUCUCAAUUUACAUGAUCAUUGAGUUUCAUAGAAGUAGGUCCAGCAUCAUUGUAUUUUAUAUUUAAAAAAAAAAACAUUACAAUCAAUGUAAUGGAUAUUCAUGUAAUGUGUACUUAGAAAUCACGUUAUCGAUAAAUUUUGAUAUACAUUGUCAUUAA